Molecule: messenger RNA, 1506 nt
Organism: Clonostachys rhizophaga
Lineage: Eukaryota; Fungi; Ascomycota; Sordariomycetes; Hypocreales; Bionectriaceae
Source: the annotation of a GenBank genome assembly
AUGUCGUACAUCGCUAGACUGCUUGGGCUUGCCUCGGAGAGGCCGCUUCCAGAGCGAGUCCCUACCGAUGAGGUGCUCCCAAUGCACUUGUUUGACGACGUGUUUUACCUACGUAGCCAUACCUUGAUGUGGACUCUGCGGUUCGACGACGUACUUGACGCAGACAUGCUCGGGAAUUCCCUGUCAGAGCUUUUCCAGUGCGAAGGUUGGAGAAAGCUAGGAGGAAGGCUCCGCCUGAAGCCCGACGGCAAAAUCGAGGUGCAUAUCCCCCGGCCGUUCACCCCAGAGCGACCGCCACUUUACUUCACCAAAGAGCACUUCAAUGUGCGCAUGUCUGAGCAUCCAGAGGCGUCAAAGCUGCCCGUUGCUGGCUCAGGUCCUGCUCUGUUCCCUAGCCCUCGAUCUUACACCUCCCUUGGCGUAGGACCUGGAGCCCCAAGAAAGCUGGAUGAUUAUUUGUACUCCGACCUUCCCCAAUUUGCCCUACAUGUUGUGACCUUCGAGGACGGGACGCUCGUCUCCAUCAAUUUCAAUCACAUCGUAUCCGACUUAAGCGGGUUGAAAGCUGUUCUUGACGCUUGGCAAUGCCACCUGGCUGGGAAGCCUGAGGAGAAGGCCGAUUUCAUGAGUGUGGAGGACGGCAUGGCUCCGUUGUACAAAUCAGCAACUCAAGGAAAACAUGCGCUUGACCAUAUGAGGCUCACGGGCUGGAAGAUGUUGAGUUGGACCCUUUGGCUCAUGUGGGAUUCCUGGUGGACAACGUAUGAUUCCCAGAUGAUGUGCGUUCCCAAGAUGAUUAUGGACGCGUUGGUUGAGAAUGCGAGAAACGAGGCAAGAGGAAAGCUGGCAGACGAGAAUGGCGUGUCGUUUAUAUCAGAGGGCGAUAUUCUUCUGGCACUGAGUGUGCGUCUGGCAGCACAUACUCUCCCUGCGGGUUCAACGCGGCCCAUCAAUCUCAUUGUCGCGGUGGACCCCCGAGGCCGAGCGAAAUCGAUAUUCAAAGACAACGAAGCAUACGUGCAGAACGCUCCAUCCGGUGUUGUUGUCAGUUGUCCGGUAGCAGAGGCCUUGGAGAUGAAGAUCGGAGAACUGGCGGUGAAAAUGCGUGCAGCUAUCGGGACCCAAACCACCGAAGAACAACUGAAAGUCACAGCAAGCGAAAUAGCGACAUCAAUGAAAGAAACCGGACGUCUCCCCAUGUUUGGAGACUAUAACGGCCUGCUCGCAACGUCAUCAAAUUGGGGCUCGGCCAAGCUGGUCCAAACGGUUGACUUCAGCCGAGCCGUUGUGAAGGCUGGAACUGCGUCGGCGCAAUACGACAUCACUUGGAAGCCGGGCCGUCCUGUCUAUUACCACUCGCGUAACAUCGAGACAUCGAAAGGAUUCUUUUCAACCUGCCUUCUCAUUAUCAAUGGAAGGGAUCAUGCAGGGAAUAUGUGGGUGACGGGAGAGUAUCCUGCUGCGACAUGGUCAAAACUGGCAGAUAUUUUGAAUUCGCAGCUGUAG